AUGGAGGUAUACGUGGAUGACAUGCUGGUCAAGGCCCCAGAACAUGCAGAUCACCUCAAAAACCUCGCCGACGCAUUCAGCCUGCUCCGCCAGUAUCGCAUGAAGUUGAAUCCAAGUAAAUGCACGUUUGGUGUAUCCUCCGGCGGAUUCUUGGGAUACUUAGUCACACAAAGAGGUAUAGAGGCACAACCACAUCAAAUCAAAGUCAUUCUCGAGAUGAAGUCGCCUUUCACAGUGAAGGAAAUACAAAGUCUGACGGGCAGAGUAGCGGCCCUCAACCGAUUUCUCUCGAGAUCUACCGACAAGUGCAGACCAUUCUUCAAAGCUCUGAAGAAAGGACAAAGAGACAAAUGGGAUGAAGAGGGCGAAGUAGCUUUCCAGAAUCUGAAGACUUACCUCACUUCACCUCCCUUGCUCUCAAAGCCCGUUCAUGGUGAAGAUUUGUUCGUGUACGUGGUAGUGUCCAACUUAGCCGUCAGCUCAGCUCUCAUCCGAGAAGAGCUGGGGGCCCAAUAUCCGGUAUUCUACAAGUCAAAAGCUCUUCUCGAUGCAGAAAGUCGCUACCCGAAAUUGGAUAAGCUUAUUUUGGCCCUUGUAGUUCCCGUGAGAAAGCUGCGACCCUAUUACCAAGCUCACCGAGUCAUCGUCAUGACCGACUUUCCUUUGAGAUCAAUCCUCCACAGCCCUAACGCUUCUCAGCGACUCAUGAACUGGGCUAUAAAGCUAAGCCAAUAUGACCUCCUCUACCGGCCAAAAGCUGCAAUAAAAGCCCAGGCUUUAGCAGACUUCAUCGCAAAAUUCACCCCAUUAGCCAAAGAAGAGAAGCUGGUCAACAAAAAGAAGGAAAGUUGA
This is a messenger RNA of Prunus armeniaca (apricot), 852 nucleotides long. NCBI's taxonomy places the organism in Eukaryota, Viridiplantae, Streptophyta, Magnoliopsida, Rosales, Rosaceae. The record is from the annotation of a GenBank genome assembly.